This is a messenger RNA of Aspergillus heteromorphus CBS 117.55, 1135 nucleotides long. RefSeq names its product phosphatase PAP2 family protein. Gene Ontology annotation, biological process: phospholipid metabolic process. NCBI's taxonomy places the organism in Eukaryota, Fungi, Ascomycota, Eurotiomycetes, Eurotiales, Aspergillaceae. The coding region runs from base 38 to 997 and encodes 319 amino acids. The record is from RefSeq and is a predicted model, not a curated record. Gene Ontology annotation, molecular function: phosphatidate phosphatase activity. The transcript has 4 exons.
CUCCCAUGAGUCUUGCUCUCGACUGAGCAUCGCGGAAAUGCCUCGCACUGGUUUUGCUGCUGGCUCAGCAAGUCCACGUUCCCCUCAGGUCGAAGUUGCCGGCGCCAUGUCUCGCCUGUACCAGCGCUCCUACCCCGUGCUCGACACUGUCGCGCUGGCGUGCAUUGUCGGCACCUGGGUCCUGAUUCAAUUCUUUGCGACCCCGUUCCAUCGCAUGUUCUCCCUCGACAAUAGGUCGAUUCAGUACCCCCACGCCUUCGUGGAGAGGGUGCCCGUCAUGUGGUCGGUUGUCUAUGCCGGUGUCAUCCCGUUUCUCAUCCUCCUCGUAUGGGCCGCCUUGUUCCGUCCAUACCCGCACAAGGUCCAGGUGACCUUACUCGGCUUCCUUAUUGCGAUCAUGUUGACGAGCCUGGUCACGGAUAUCAUAAAAAAUGCCGUCGGAAGGCCUCGUCCGGACUUGAUCUCCCGUUGCAUCCCCAGAAAGGGCACCCCCGAGGACGCACUGGUGUCCUGGACCGUUUGCACCCAAUCGAACGAGCACAUGCUCCAGGAAGGAUGGAGGAGCUUCCCUAGUGGCCACAGUAGCUUCUCAUUCAGUGGGCUCGGCUACUUGUCGUUUUUCUUCUCCGGUCAGAUGCAUGUUUUCAGACCCAGAACCGAUCUCUGUCGCUCUCUCAUUGCCUUCGUGCCACUCCUGUGCGCUCUUCUGAUUGCCAUUUCUCGUCUCGACGAUUACCGUCAUGACGUAUACGAUGUUACCUGUGGAUCUGUGCUUGGUCUGUCGAUUGCUUAUUUCUCGUACCGCCGGUAUUACCCAGGCCUACGGUUCGUGACCUGCGACAUGCCGUACGGAAGAGACGACACUAUCGGCUCUGAUGGCUUCGCAAAACUUGCCGAUGACGAGGAACAGCAGGUUCUACGCCACGUUGGAUCCCGCCAGUGGGAAUCCCGUCCCGAAUCUUAUCCUCUUGCCCCAACCGCCUCACAUGAGAGGUAGACGUUGCCCUUGCCACGCCCUGUACCAUUUUCUAUGAUACCCUGCACUUGCGGAUGGUUGGUCGCUAUUAUUGGAGCAGCGUACAUCUACACUAUAUAGAACACAUCUCUAUUGCGCUCACUAUGACCGUCAAACUUU